Molecule: messenger RNA, 1290 nt
Organism: Guillardia theta CCMP2712
Lineage: Eukaryota; Cryptophyceae; Pyrenomonadales; Geminigeraceae
Exons: 12
Coding region: 1-1290 (429 amino acids)
Source: RefSeq, a predicted model, not a curated record
AUGGCGCCAGCAUGCAAGGCCUCCGUCACGUUCGGCCUGAUGUCUGCUGUCAUCCUCCUCGUGUACUUGAAGACGUUGCCACCAACGAUCGUUGGAGGAGACUCGGGCGACAUCGUUGUGAGCGCGUGGAAGCUCAGCGUUCCUCACCCUCCAGGCUACCCGACCAUCACGAUGAUCGGCCACGUCUUCAUGCACUACCUCCUACCGUUCGGCGAGCCAGCAUGGCGCAUGGGAGUGCUUAACGCCAUCUUCGCCGCGUCCUCCUCGCUGCUGCUGGGCCUCACGGCAUUUGAGCUGUGGGAUGACACCUUGAGUGCGGCGACGGCAACGAUCCUCUACUCCUUCUCUCCUCUCGUCUGGCAGUACGCGACUACCCCCGAGGUGUUUGCGCUGAACAAUCUCUUCGUUGCUCUCCUUGUUGCCAUCUACGUCAAAGUCUUGACUGCUGCCGACAAGCACGCGGCUCUUCGCUGGACGCGCCUAGGCGUCCUUUGUGGUGGAAUCGCGCUGGGCAACCAGCACACGAUCGUGAUUCUGCUAGUUCCCAUCGCGCUUGACGUGGGAGGAGCAGAGGAGGAGGAGGCUACUGCUAAGACAACCGGCAGGUUCUGCUCACUCUCAGACUCGUAUCUCCUCCUCGCCCUCCUCAGUGCCGCACAUGGGGAUGAGAUCUGGGGAGAUGUCACCACAGCUGGGGGCCUGCUCAGACAUCUCCUGCGAACUGAGUACGGAACGUUCGACCUUAUUUCAGGGGUUGAUCGCAGCUUGUCCUCGGCCCUCACCAGCCUCCUCCUCUACCUCCUCACGCUCUCCCGCGAGUCCUCUCAUCUCGCCAUCCCCUCUCUCUUGCUGUCCUGCUGGUUCGCUGGCUCGUCCGCUGCUGGAAGAGACCGCAAGCGCGUCAUCGUCUCUCGCCGCCUCCUCCUGCUAUGGGCCGCAUAUGCUUCUUCCACUGGAGGAGCAACCUUCCUCUCCAUCACCCCCUGUAACUGCUGCAACUCUCUCAACCUCGCUCAUCGCCGGCGCAGCUACCGAGGAGUCUUGAAGCGAUUUCACUUACAGCCGAACUACCUUGUCUUCGUCCUCAUCGCGCAUCUGCUGGCGAAGGUCUGCAGGAAUGCGAUGAGAAUUGCUGGAGGCAGGAAGGAAGAGGAGGAGAAGGAGAACAAGAAAGCGAAGCUGGACAUGCAGCUUCCUCUAAGCGUUGCCGUCGUCGUGAUAGUCACAAGCCUGCAGGUAAGCAGCACAUUAGAACCUGAUGUCUGGGUGGAAAAAUCGCGAUCAGAGUGA